GCGCAUCAGCAAGCCCUGAACCAUAGGUAGAAAGCAGAGAGAGAGAGAGAGAGAGAGAGAGAGAGAUCUUCACAGACAAGAUCACAGAAAUGUAAUAAUUACGAGGGGAGAGCGGAAAAGUGGGGGAUUUUAAGAAAAGCGACGCCAUCAAAGUCUACAUUAUUAAGGAGGAUUUGAAGAGUCUACGUUUAUAGGCUAAUCCGACAUCAGAGGCGAAAUGUGAAUCCAAAUAACUUAUGUUAAUUAGAGAUUUUAAAUGUGGUGAGAUUUGAACGACACCGAAGCACCGAGAGAAGAAUUUGAGAUUGGCCACUUGAAUUGAAAUAUCUGUGGGGGUUUUUAUUCGGAGUCUUCCUGUGAUCACCGUCGACUUGCCCCCCAGAACUGAUUUGAAGCUUGCACGGUGAUUCGGGUUUGAAAGGAGUUGGCUGUAAGGGGCUGUGUCGGACUGUACUGAGCGUUUGCGGACAUCACUCACAUUGGAGUUAACAUUAUUUCGGACAGAGGGGGGACGCUUUUAGUUGGUCUGCUUUCCCGGUGAUUUCUGCCUCAUUUCCAGAUCUGCCAGACUUUAUGAAAUAGAAAACUGUUGUUUGUUAAUAUUUAUCAAUCCCGCGGCAGCCAUCCUGCAACUGCAACUCAAUACAGUGGAUCGCAAGAAAAUCCAGAGGAGUGACAGCUAACACUCGCACGACGAGCCACGAAAGCUGUGGAUCAACUUCAAAACUAAAAGGCACAAGUUCCAAGUCUGGAAUAUAAGAAUAGAUGAUUCUCAGAGGACAUAAGACGAAAAACACCUAGGCCUGCAAAAAUGUUCAAAAGGGGCUGUGGACUGGAGUUCCUGCUGGUUCUCUGUGGGCUUGAGUUUUCUUGGUCCUGCCCCCGUCACUGUAUCUGCUACAGUGCACCCAGCACCGUCUCCUGUCAAGCCCACAACUUCCUGUCGGUACCUGAUGGAAUUCCUCCCGACAGCGAGCGCAUCUUCUUACAGAACAACAAGAUCCAUCGCUUACUACGAGGACACUUCAGCGCCAACACCGUCACUCUCUGGAUCUACUCCAACAAUAUCACAUACAUUGAGCCAUCAACCUUUCAUGGCUUCACACUGCUGGAGGAGCUGGAUCUAGGAGAUAACCGCCACUUGCGGUCCUUGGCUGAAGAUACUUUUCAUGGGCUGAGUCGGCUCAACGCACUUCACUUGUACCGUUGUGGACUGAGUUCACUUCCAAAUAACAUUUUCCAAGGUCUCAGAAAUCUUCAGUAUCUCUACUUGCAGGAUAAUCACCUGAAGUACCUGCAGGAUGACACAUUUAUGGAUCUCCACAACCUGAGCCACUUAUUCCUCCAUGGAAACCGUUUGUGGAGCCUUAACCAGAACACCUUCAGAGGUCUGCGAGCCUUGGACCGUUUGCUUCUGCACCAAAACCAGAUAGAGUGGGUUGACCGUUUGAGCUUUCAUGACCUAAAACGUCUCACCACCCUCUACCUGUUUAACAACUCCCUGAUAGAGCUGUCUGGACAGUGCCUAGACACGCUGCCUGCCCUGGAAUACCUACGUCUUAAUGACAAUCCUUGGUCAUGUGACUGCAAGGCCCUGUCAUUAUGGGAGUGGUUAAAACGAUUCAGAGGUUCAACAUCUUCCGUUGGUUGCCAGUCACCAGUUGAUAUGGUUGGGAAAGACCUCAAGGAGCUGCGAAAGGAGGACUUCCCCAACUGUUCACCAACUGUUCCAAGCUCAGAAUCCAGGGCCCAGACUAACAAUUUAUCUGGGACAGUGAAUCCAUCUAUGAAUCGUGGAGUAGUACUAGGAUCCGGAGGGCAGACCAACAUAGUGCAUCCCUCAAGGCCUGGCCGUUCUCGAAACUGCACAAAGCCUCGUAACAGGGUGAGCAAAGGGAAAGGUGACAACGAGGUUCACCAUUCAAAGGAGGUCAUGGCAGACAAAGAAGAUUCCUCCCCAGAUUUCACAGAGGGGGGAAAACAUGACCACACAUCCCCAGAUGGCACAGUCACAAGAAGAAAGCACAAGUGUACUCCCCGGACCACUGUUCGCCCCCCUAGUGGGGUUCAACAAGCCAACAAUAGGGCAACCUUAUCCCAGUCUUUACUACAUGCCAACGCCCUCUUUGUGGCCUUGAUAGUGACAAAUACUGACUACAUUCUCCGCUGACCUUCAGAGGGUUUAGGCAAUGCUAAUCACAAAAAAUAAGUCCUCAGAUCCUCUCUUGCUCCUGCACUACAAAGGCCUGGGUGUCUUUUUAUGUAUGUGUGUGAAUUGAUUAUAUGUGUAAAUGUAGUGUAGGGAGCUUACCUGUUCAAACUGAAACGGGUAUCAAAGCAUCAAACAUCAACAAGAGCAAAACUCACAGCACAAAAAUGGGAGAGACUGAGAAUGAUAGGUGACAUGACAGGUAAAUGCAGACCAAGCUUGCACUGCCAACGCCAAUAUGAUUUAAUCACUGUACGUAUUUGUGUCUUAUAUGUUUUAAGUUUCCUUUUAAGUAAGCAGGAGUUCUAAUAACCAAAUUUUGGUGAAAAGAGAACAAAGAAAACGGUGGAGCUUGCAGGGUAAACCUUGUUAGCUAGUUGGCUCUGAAAUGGAUAAGACAGGUCUUCAAGUGCCCCAUUGAGCUUUAUGUUUGAGUAUAAAUGUGAAGGCAAUGAACCUGUAAAGCCUCCAGUGUAAGUUUUGUCUUACUCUCAUCCCAUCUGACAAAUGUGUUUUUCUGUUGCAUCCUUCGCUAACAACAGGUCCAAACAAUUCGAUGUGUUUCUCAUAAACAAAGAGGUAAAGUGUAAGCAUGGCAAUAAAUUGUGAGUCGAUAUGAAACACAGGGAUUUGCCAUUCUCACUACCAAGUGAAAAUCUAUAGCCACAGAUGUUUUUAUGGCCAUAAAAAGAGCAACCAGUAAGCUCAUACACAAUACGAAGCCGUAACAAAUUCUAACCAUUUCUCUCUACAUAAUGCUGGGUUUUUUUCAGGUACUAUACCUUCUGCCUAACAGCAUUUCUACACAACUUUUUCUGACACCUUAGUUUACACCACUUCUCUCUUUUUGUGCAACUGAAGACUAAGCUGCUAAUUGUUUCAAGAUGAUGAGGACUGCCAUCCGCUAUUUUCAUUCGCUUGGAAAGCACUGCGCGCCUCUGGGAGAUCAAGCUGUGAAUAAUGAAGAGUUUGUCUAUAUCUUGUGUCAGAUGUUGUUCAUUUUAUUUUAUUUUUUCCUAAGACACGAAAAGGACCUAGAAAUGGAUCCCCGCUACAGGGCCCACAGGAGCCUUUGAGGUCAAGGGUCAAAUGGGGGCUUCUCUGGUUCCCAGUGAGGAUGUGUUAAAUGAUCCCUCUUGAGUGAGGACAUCCUUGCCUCAUUGAGAAUAUGAGGAACACAUUUUUUUUAGAAUCACCUUCAAAGACACAACAACAACUCUGGCGAAAAAAAUGUGUGCUUACAUUAAACGACUCUUGCGAUCAAUAAGUGUUUAAAAAGAACAAUUUGAAUGGAGCAUGGCGAAACUAGGAUCAUGCGGUGAGAAUUAUCCCUCUUUAUUAACUGAUGCGAUUGUUCAUGGAUGUAGGGAUCUAAGAGCAAGACAAUCGCGUCUGAAGUAAUAAGAGGAUGGAGUAAAACGCAGAUUGGAGACUAUUACAGGACAUGCUGUACCGCUGGAGCUGUUGUGCCUGCCUAAAAAAAAAAAAAUGUACUGAUAAGACAGUGUCCAUAUCAGUAAUGUGAACUGUACCAGUAACAAUGGAGACGGGAGGACUUCUCGCAGUGCUGAUAUUAAUCAUUUACUGUAUUACUAUGACAAAAAAAAAAAACAAUAUCAGUGACAUCAAUGAUGAUAACAGGGUUUCUCACUCCUCCUGUCAGGAGUAGUUACAUUUUUUAUUUUCUGGUGACUUGUUUAUUUUUCAUGGUAUAUUUUUAGAACCUCUUAUUUGUUAAUGCACAAUUCCUCACCUCCUCUUUCUUGUUCUGCCAUAUGUCUAUUAAUCAUUCUUUUUUUCUUUGCCAUAAUUAAAUUGUUCAGUAAGUUAUCAAAGAACAACCGUACAAAAUGUUUAUAAAGAUAUUAAAAUCUAUAUCUUCUUAUGUCUACCUCUGCAGUCUGCGCCUGUUUAUUUAUUUGCAGUUAAGACUUGGCUUGUUUGGAUGAAGUUAAUUUUAUGCUUAAUCCCCCUUUCUUGGCUUUUUCCUUUUAAUUUGUUUAAAGCAGAAAUUGAUUGUGUCAGCAAAUUUAGCGUUUUCCUCACCCCACUUACCCCUCUGUCUAUGCUGCGCUUUGCAAUGUGUCUUCCUUGAUCAGGCACUACUGGCUAAACUCUAGCUGCCUCUAACUACUAGCUCUCUUCUGUCUGUAAACACUAAUAUUUGGUAUACAGUAUAUGAAUGUACAGAAUAAAUAUUAACCUGUUAUAGGAUUGACAGGUGGAAGGAAAGUGUGGCUAACUUCCUGACAAAUGGAAAAAAAAGAAAAAUUCAGAUAUGACAUUCAGACGGUAAUGUAAUAGACUACAAUUCAAUAAAUCAUAUCAGAGCAUUAGGGAUAUUAAUGAAUGUGUCUCGUAGAAUCUGUAGCUAUUCCAGGUUAUCAUUAUUAUUAAUGGGCCUAUAGAAUAGAGCUUCUAUUUCCUCUCUAAAUUCCUCUCACUGUGAUAGAAAUUGAUCCACACAUGAGUAAAUUUAACUUUUUUUUUAAAAAUUCCAGUUGAAUUAAAUUCCUGUUAAAUGAUAAAUGAGUGCAGAAUGAGUGGUUGUAUGCAUGGAUGAGAGCGUUGUACAAUUAUAUUUAAAUUAAUAGCA
This is a messenger RNA of Oreochromis aureus, 4805 nucleotides long. RefSeq names its product reticulon 4 receptor-like 1b (gene rtn4rl1b). Gene Ontology annotation, cellular component: plasma membrane. Lineage: Eukaryota; Metazoa; Chordata; Actinopteri; Cichliformes; Cichlidae. Gene Ontology annotation, molecular function: protein binding. The record is from RefSeq and is a predicted model, not a curated record. The coding region runs from base 812 to 2170 and encodes 452 amino acids. The transcript is spliced from 3 exons.